Emiliania huxleyi CCMP1516 is the source of this 357-nucleotide messenger RNA. RefSeq lists its product as hypothetical. Lineage: Eukaryota; Haptophyta; Isochrysidales; Noelaerhabdaceae. The transcript has 2 exons. The record is from RefSeq and is a predicted model, not a curated record. Bases 1 to 357 code for a protein of 118 amino acids.
AUGACGAGCUUCGACGACAACAACGAUGGCGUCAUUGACGCGAAAGACGCUGUCGACGUCGCCGAGGACAUUGCCAAGAAGACGGCGGCGGAGCGGGAGGCCCAAAAGGAGGCCACAAGGGAGCGCAAGAUCUCUCAGGUCUUUCGGAGGUUUGCGAUGGUGCUGGUGCUCGCGCUGCUAGCCUCGGUCGGCAUCAAUGCGGGCCUGACAGCAGCGGUCGUCUAUGCUGUUAAGGACACCGAGGUUGACGGCGUCCUGCUUGUCUCGUCCGACACCGGCGACGUGCUCAAGGUGAGGUCGAAUCGGCGGCCUUCUGGUGGCGGCGUCCGGCGAGUGCGGUGCGCGGGCUCGGCGUGA